Sycon ciliatum is the source of this 2476-nucleotide messenger RNA. Its product is annotated as heterogeneous nuclear ribonucleoprotein H3-like. Bases 52 to 1878 code for a protein of 608 amino acids. The record is from RefSeq and is a predicted model, not a curated record. Lineage: Eukaryota; Metazoa; Porifera; Calcarea; Leucosolenida; Sycettidae. The transcript has 9 exons. Gene Ontology annotation, molecular function: RNA binding. Gene Ontology annotation, cellular component: ribonucleoprotein complex.
CAAGACAAGAGCGAUACCUACGAAGGACCAGCCUGCUGUGAAUAAUAAAUCAUGUCAGAAGAAACUGCUGCUGAGCAGGAACUUCUUGUUCGCUGCAGAGGCCUGCCAUGGUCAAUAACCGUCGAGGAUAUCAUGAAGUUCUUCCAUGAUGUUACUAUUCGUGGAGGUGCAUCAGGAGUUCACAUAGUGAGCUCUCCGGAUGGGAGACCGUCAGGAGAAUGCUUCGUUGACGUGACGACGGCUGAAGAUGUGGAGAAAGCAGUGGCGCACAGCAGCGAGAACAUUGGCAAACGAUACGUGGAAGUUUUCGUUGGAAAAAAGUCUGAGUUCGAAUGGGCUUUCCGUAAUGUGGCCACUUCCUCAAAGUCCGAGUCAAUUGUACGCCUUCGUGGCCUUCCGUUUGGUGUAACUAAGGAGGAGAUUGCUCACUUCUUUUCAGGGUUGGAGAUUGUUCCCAAUGGGAUAACGCAGGUUGUGGAUCAGUAUGGGCGCGUCGGCGGGGAGGCCUAUGUGGAGUUUACAACUCCUGAGGGGGCAGAGAAGGCUUUAUUAAAACACAAGGAAUCGCUCGGGCACAGGUACAUUGAAGUUUUCUCUAGCACCCAUGCAGAAAUGACUCGCUUCACAUCUCGCCAGCCUGACGAAGGGCCACCGCCGCUGAUGGGACGUGGUAGUCGUCCUGGUCCCUAUGACAGGCAGGGAAGAGGUGGCUGGGACUCCGGUGGCGGUGGUGGCGGUGGCCGUUACGGCAGUGGAUACGAGCGGCAAUAUCGCGGCCGUGGACGUGGAUACGGCGGAGGUGGCUUUGGUGGUGGUGAUGGUGGCUAUGGAGGUGGCGGUUACGGUGGUGGUGGUGGCAGUGGCGGAUAUGGACGAGGUGGAUUCAACCGCAUGGACCCGGGUCCAGCUGGUCCUAAUGCCUCCACUGUGCAUAUGCGUGGUCUCCCAUACUCCGCAACUGAGCAAUCCAUUAAAGAAUUUUUCCGGCCUGAAAUCCCCAGCUACAUUAACAUCACCUUUGACCACUCUGGCCGACCAUCUGGCAUGGCUGAUGUCAGCUUCUCCACACCAGAAGAAGCCCAGGGAGCCAUGCGCCACGAUCGCCAAUCCAUGGGUCAUCGCUAUAUUGAGCUGUUCCUGCGGAAUGGACCGAACGACGAUAGUGGCCCUGGUCCUCACGGUGGCGGCGGUGGUGGUGGUCCCUAUGGCGGCCAUGCUGGCCGUGGUGGUCCGCAUGGCCACGGUGCCCCUGGGGCUCCCGGCGGUGGUGGCGGUCACUAUGGUGCUGGUGCUGGGCCGCAGGCAGUGUCUUAUGGUGCUGGCAGUGGUGCACCACCAGGCAGCUACGGCGGCAACUCGGCCAACUUCCAGCCGUCUAAUAACUACGGACAACAGCCACCUCAGCAGCAACAGCAGGCACCACAGCAGCAGGCGGCAUCGCAACAGCAGCCUCUGUACGGACAGCCUCAGCAACAGCAGCAACCACAGCAGCAGCCAGCACAGGCUGCACAAAGCUAUUAUGACAACACAACUAGUGGGUAUGGCACGAUUGUCAAGGCAGAAUCGUAUGGUCAACCAGCAGCAGCCAAUCAGAUGGCUAACCGUGCUCCCGUGACCCACCAAUAUGGCACGGCUCAGCAGCGAGCCCCGGCGCAGCAGCAGCCGCAGACGGCUGUCUAUGGUCAGCCCGCUGCUAUGGGAGGCCAACAGCAGCAGCAGCCUGCCGCUGCUAUGGGACAGGCUGGCAUGCAAGCUGCUAAUGUACAGCAACCACAGCAGCAGCAACAGAUGUCCAACAUGCAACAGCAGCAGCCACAGCAGCAGAUGAUGCCUGCACAGGGUGCUGCUACCCAGGCAGCUCCUAGCUACUAUGGUUAGAGCUACUGUCAUGACACUGCCAGCGAUUAUUGUCAACAUCUCGUAGUACCAGCGGUGCUAAUUCGGCCAUGAAUCAGUAACCAGUAUUACACUCUUUGGUGAAAAGGCAUUGGGCGCUCUAUUAUUCGAAUUCUAGGACCUGCGGCCGCAAACAGUGUGAAAGUGCUACUGUGCCACACUGCCCUUGGUUUGUCCAGGAAAUCCUGGCAAUAGUCCAUGUCUACAUUGAAUAUAUUGCUUCUCUCUCAUUAGUGUUUUUUUAUAGUUAGUGCACAAUUGCUGGCGUGCUGCUUACUUGCUACGCCUUGCGUUUUUGUAGACUCUUAUGUUCGGGCAUCGCUGCGGCUUGCUCUAUGCAAUGGUGUACUCCGUGUUUUGCUCUAUUCCUCGAUUACUUGCUGUUACCCGCACUGUUUUUUUGUAAUGUUCGGAAAACCUGCUUGUCUAGUUCCCCUUUUUUCACGCUGUGCUCUUCUUCUACACCGCGGCACUACAUGCGUGUGCUUACUGCGUGUGCUUACUAUGUUACUAGUAUGCCCCGCCGGUAUCUGUAUUUCAUGCUUGCUGAUGAUGUAACAACAUAAUGAUAUUCCACUAG